AUGAAAUUUCCAUGGAGCUCGCCUUCAGCUCCAGCAUCGCCAGCCGAGGUACCAGCUUCGCCCGGCAGGCAAUCUGGCCAUAGACGCAGCUUGAGCGGCAAUCUACUCGCCAAGUUCAACUUCCUCAAAGGCGUAGUUGAGGAUGCAAGACCGCCUUCGAGGGACAAGGAAUCACAAAAUCCUCAGACCUCCAAAAGUGCCAAGAGCUCGCGAAGCAGGAAGAGCGUCGACGACGAUGACGCGCCAGACUCGCCUGUUUCGCCGGAGAAGGGUAGCAGUGCAAUGGCGUCCGCGUUGAAAGCUACCAAGACGCGGAAGAGGAAAGGGUCUUUGCGCAAAACUGCAUUGCUUGGUACCCGCAAGCUCGUCACUGAGACCCGGGAGAGGAGGAACAGCGUGAUGCAUCGGAGCCCGUCUAGCAAGCAAAUAUCGACCCCGGUGCAGCCUGAAGAAGCACCUUCGACCACCCCCACGCAUCUCGGCUUGCCUGCUGCUCUUCGCCGCGAGCCAGAGGUUGGCAAUGGACUGCGUCACAAAUUUAGCUACGAAAACGUGACAGCCGCGAGCAGUAGUGAUAGUGGCUGGGGAGAAUCCGCCGCUGCCACAACCGCACGUCUUGCUCUCUUGACAGAUCACAGAGUACAGCAAAAGCCGUCCACGACCUUGUCUAGCCCGCUUGACUUGAAGAGCCCUGUGAGCAAUUCGAGCUAUGCCAGCACGACAGACGACGAUGAGGUCUUGACCUUCGAUCGCCCAGCUAACAGCUUCGCGAGCUCUCAAAGCCUGAAGAAGCCACUGUCUUCUGCUGCGAGUAGCUAUUUUCCAUCUGAGACUUCUAUCUUAGAGCCAUCUAUUUCUCGGCGAGUAAGCUCGAAGCAUCAAUCGUCACCGCUGUCGCAGGUGGCCAAUACGCAUUCUCCAUAUACUGAGCCAGAACCACACGACUAUACGGAAACGGAGUACUGGGGCUGGGUUAUCCUCUUUGUCACGUGGCUGACCUUCACGGUCGGCAUGGGAAGCUGUCUGGAGAUCUGGAGCUGGGCGUGGGAUGUCGGCGAGACACCAUAUGCACCGCCUGAGCUCGAGGACGACGAAACCCUGCCAAUUGUCGGCUACUAUCCAGCAUUGAUUGUCUUGACGGGAGUAGUAGCAUGGGUUUGGAUCACUGUUGCUUGGAUAGGGAUGAAGUACUUCCGACAUGCCAAGAUUGAGGUAUGA
Pseudocercospora fijiensis CIRAD86 is the source of this 1218-nucleotide messenger RNA. RefSeq lists its product as uncharacterized. The transcript has a single exon. Bases 1 to 1218 code for a protein of 405 amino acids. Lineage: Eukaryota; Fungi; Ascomycota; Dothideomycetes; Mycosphaerellales; Mycosphaerellaceae. The record is from RefSeq and is a predicted model, not a curated record.